CGCCUGACCAAACACACCAAGUUCGUGCGAGACAUGAUCAGGGAGGUGUGUGGCUUUGCUCCCUACGAGCGCCGAGCGAUGGAGCUGCUCAAGGUGUCCAAGGACAAACGUGCUCUCAAGUUCAUUAAGAAACGGGUGGGCACUCACAUCCGUGCCAAGAGGAAGCGUGAGGAGCUCAGCAACGUCCUGGCAGCCAUGAGGAAAGCUGCUGCAAAGAAGGACUGA
Molecule: messenger RNA, 225 nt
Organism: Acanthisitta chloris (rifleman)
Lineage: Eukaryota; Metazoa; Chordata; Aves; Passeriformes; Acanthisittidae
Gene: RPL36
Product: ribosomal protein L36
Exons: 2
Biological process (GO): cytoplasmic translation
Cellular component (GO): ribosome; cytosolic large ribosomal subunit
Molecular function (GO): structural constituent of ribosome
Source: RefSeq, a predicted model, not a curated record